UGAGGGGGACAACCAGUAAGUAGCAAUUAUGACACUGUGGUGAGCAACGUUUCAUUUGGUGUUGUUCUUGGAUGUUCUAGUCUUUAAAGUCACCAUGCACGGCCCGCUCUCAGAAGACAUCUGUCUUCUGCAGCAGGGAGGGUUUAGUAAACUGCAUCUUAGUACUUCAGAGAAGUUUGACAUUGGGCUUUACGUCUAUCAUUUUGUAAUAAGAACAAGCGUUACAAAUAACAUUUGAUUCAGCAAGUUGUGUGUCUUCUUAGAAAAUAUAUGGCAGAUAACAGCUCAUUGGUUGGUGGUAAGUCCUUGCGACGGCAGAUCAAUGACCAGGUCAUUAUUGUGCAAAUCCUUGUAGUAAUUUUUCUUUGCAUCAACUUUUUGCUCAUUGUGCCCUUUUUUAAAAAGGAGUGCUUCUACACAACUACACGCUACAUCUUAUUUGCUGUUACACUUCUGUCUGAUAGCUUGAUAUUAUUAGUGACUGAUAUUCUGCUUAUCUUGAGCUACUUCCAGUUUACAAUGCCACUUGGGAUGUGUAUUAUUCUUUGUUUUACAUUAUAUCUCUACUUUGUAGUCACUCCAGUUACUCUGACAGCAAUGACUCUGGAGCGAUAUGUGGCCAUCUGCAUGCCCCUGCGGCAUGCAGAGCUGUGCUCCACACGCAGCACUAUGCAUUGCAUCCUCAUCAUUCACGGCCUCAGCUUUGUACCCUGCAUUGUUAUUCUCUCCACUUUAUUUUCAUCAGUCUCCAUUAGCUUCUACACACAAUUCAAAAUAUGCUCUAUAGAGAUCUUCCUGGUUCACGCAUGGCAGGAUCAUCUUAGGUCAGCAAUAAAUCAGUUUUACUUCUUGAUCAUGUGUAUCAUCAUUUUAUUCUCAUAUGUUAAAAUAAUGAAAGUGGCCAAAGCUGCAUCAGGAGAGAAUAAAAAGUCAACAUGGAAAGGGCUGAGAACAGUAAUUCUUCAUGGUUUCCAGCUGCUCCUCUGUCUCAUCCAGCUGUGGUGUCCAUUCAUAGAAACUGCUGUACUUCAAACUGAUUUCAUGUUGUUCGUUCAAGUCAGGUACUUUAAUUACAUGAUGUUUGGUCUUGUUCCAAGAUGUCUCAGUCCUCUCAUUUAUGGCCUUAGGGAUGAAAAGUUUUUUCUUGAACUGAAAAGCUAUGUAUUUUUUGGCUUGUAUAAAAGAAAUUACUGAGAAUGGCCUCAAUUCAAUGUUCUAUGUCUGAAAAUAAAAUAUUUUUACACUA
Molecule: messenger RNA, 1246 nt
Organism: Dicentrarchus labrax (European seabass)
Lineage: Eukaryota; Metazoa; Chordata; Actinopteri; Moronidae
Product: odorant receptor 131-2-like
Exons: 1
Coding region: 271-1194 (307 amino acids)
Biological process (GO): G protein-coupled receptor signaling pathway
Cellular component (GO): membrane
Molecular function (GO): G protein-coupled receptor activity
Source: RefSeq, a predicted model, not a curated record